Fraxinus pennsylvanica is the source of this 2091-nucleotide messenger RNA. NCBI's taxonomy places the organism in Eukaryota, Viridiplantae, Streptophyta, Magnoliopsida, Lamiales, Oleaceae. The record is from the annotation of a GenBank genome assembly.
AUGAACACUAAAGGGUUCUAUGUGAGAAUGAGGCUUCUGCAAAAUAAUACUAGACAUUACAGAAAUGCAGAUAAGAGUAAUUUUUGCAGCAGAUAUUUCAAAUGGAUUCUCUGGUUAUCUUUAUCCUUUUACUUCUUUAGCUCUUUUCUAAUUACCCACAAUAAACCUACCAAUUCAAUUUCAAGAAAUACUGUUUCUAAAACCAAACCCUCCCGAGCUCUUGCUGAAGACUUAUCCCUUCUCCAACACACCCAUAAUCCCCAAGAUACAUUGAAGGGGAUGAAGGUAUAUGUUUAUGAUUUACCAUCGAAAUACAACACUGACUGGCUAUCGAACCAGCGUUGCAGCAGCCAUUUGUUUGCGUCUGAGGUGGCAAUACAUAAAAUUUUGAUGAACAACAACGAUAUUCGGACAUUAGACCCAAGGGAAGCUGACUUUUUCUUUGUCCCUGUUUAUGUAUCAUGCAAUUUCAGCACUGUUAAUGGCUUCCCUGCAAUUGGCCAUGCCCGUUCUCUAAUUUCUUCUGCUAUUCAACUCAUUUCCUCUGAACUUCCCUUUUGGAAUCGAAGCCGUGGUUCUGAUCAUGUUUUCGUUGCGUCCCAUGAUUUUGGUUCUUGCUUUCACACCUUGGAGGAUGUGGCUGUCGCAGAUGGGGUGCCGGAAUUUUUGAAGAAUUCAAUAAUAUUGCAAACAUUUGGAGUGAAGUAUAAACACCCAUGUCAAGAAGUGGAAAAUGUGGUGAUUCCGCCGUAUGUGUCGCCAGAAAGUGUACAAACCACCCUGAAAAAAUCGCCGUUGAACGGCCGGCGUGACAUUUUGGCAUUCUUCAGGGGUAAAAUGGAACUUCAUCCCAAGAAUGUUAGUGGUCGUUUUUACAGCAAGCGGGUGCGGACGGAGAUAUGGCGGAAGUAUGGUAAUGACCGGAGGUUUUACUUACAGAGGCAGAGAUUUGCCGGUUACCAGACAGAGAUUUUAAGAUCAACGUUUUGUUUAUGUCCAUUGGGAUGGGCCCCAUGGAGUCCCAGAAUAGUUGAAUCAAUUGUUUUAGGCUGUGUGCCGGUAAUCAUAGCGGAUGGCAUCCGGUUACCCUUUCCCUCCGCCGUGCCAUGGGCGGAGAUAUCUCUCACGGUGGCGGAGAAGGACGUCGCAAGACUGGGGGAUAUACUUGGAGACGUGGCAGCCACCAACCUCACUUCCAUUCAGAGAAAUUUGUGGGAACCAGAUGUUAGAAAAGCCCUACUUUUCAAUGAUCCAAUGGUCGAAGGUGAUGCGACGUGGCAGAUAAUGGUAGCCCUAUCAGAGAAGCUCAACAGCACAUCUCUUGUUAUUUUUAUGUAUGAACCUCGUUUGUCAACCCCCUCCCCCUCCAGUCCACCAUUAUGCGCCGUCGACGGUUUCUCGGCAUGGUUGAUUAGUAAUCAUAGUAGAAUCAGAUUCCAAUUCCAACCGAAACCUAACCCCCAGCAACUACUGAGAGAUUGGCAGCGUAAGCUCCGGCAAGAGUGCCGCAACAUCGAACGCCAGAUCCGAGAUAUACAGAGAGAAGAGAAGGGUGUGCAGAAAGCGAUCAAAGAGGCUGCUAAAAGAAAUGACAUGGGUUCUGCUAAGGCACUUGCCAAAGAACUUGUGAGAUCUAGAAAAACUGUGAACCGUCUCUAUGAAAACAAGGCACAGUUGAAUUCUAUAUCAAUGCACCUUGGAGAAAGUGUAGCCAUUGCACGCACUGUUGGACAUUUGUCCAAAAGUGCUGAGGUCAUGAAGCUAGUCAAUAAUCUUAUGAAGGCUCCAGAAGUGGCUGUCACUAUGCAAGAAUUCAGUAAAGAAAUGACUAAGGCGGGUGUUAUUGAAGAGGUGGUGAAUGAUGCUCUGGACGACGCACUGGAUUCAGAAGACAUCGAAGAGGAAACUGAAGAAGAAAUCGACAAGGUCUUAACUGCAAUUGCUGGCGAAACUGCUGCACAACUUCCUGAAGCAAUCAGGAAGGAGAAAUUAAAGCAACCCGCACACACUGUUGAAGAUGCAGAGGAGCCUGUUGAUGAUGAAGAGGAGAUGGAAGAAAUAAGGGCCCGUCUAGCCCGAGUUCGAUCAUAA